AUGGCAUAUGGGGUGAAUGAUACAUCGAUAACACCCAAGUCGGUUCCGAGAAGUAGUGGCAGUAGUAAUAUUAACGAUGACAACGAUAACGAUCAGUAUAGAGAAAAUUUGCCACCACAAUCACCAGAAGCGAUUGUAGCGCAUUAUCCUUUGGGAUCAUGGGAACGUCACCUGAUGGAAGAGCGAAUCCGCGCUCUCAAACGACAUGAGCGGGAACAGCUUUUACGUGCGGAGAUGGAAAGAGAGUGUACCUUUCAACCACGAGUGGGAAUAUCACGUGCCAGUACUAAUGGUGUACAGGAAUCGCAUCCCUCACAAGAGCACCAGCAACAACAACAACAACAACAACGUGUACCAGUAUUUGAACGUCUUGCAAAUAGCGCAAAGGAGCGUGAAGCUCGUCUGGCGCAAUUAGCAGAUGAAAAGAGAAGACGUGAAGAGGCGGCUCUUCGGAAUGCCUUUCAUCCUCAUGUAAACACUGUCUCUGAACAUCAGUUACCAUUUAACGUACAGACAUCAAACGUACCUGUGGAAGAGAGGCUUCUUCACUACGGUAGAUCUGUACAACAAAGUCGUCAAAUUAUGCAACAACAACAGCAGCGAAAAGAACUUGAAGAAAUACGCCAACAACAAAAACAAGCAGUUUCUAGACGAUCACGUAGUUGUGUCUUAAAUGAAAAACAUUUAGGAGACAUUGCAGAUCGCUCGAAACAGAUUCUUAUAGAGCGUGAAACAGAACGAGCACUAGCUCAGCAGGCACUUCUUGGAGAACAUACCUUUAAACCAAAGGUAUGUAUUACAUCUGAUGCUAUUGAUCGUUCUCGAAAUGCGAAAAAAGAUAUACGAGAUAGAGGUGUGGCUCUCUAUGAAGAUGGUAUGCGACGUCAGCAGGAACGACAAGCUGAAGCAGCACGACGUUUAGGAGAAGAAAGAAGUGGUCUUCACAAGCCUACUACAAACCCACUUACAAAUGAUUGGAUUCAACAUGGACAACAUCGAUCCUUAUUUCAUAAGGAUUUUGUGAAGAGACAAGAAAUCUAUCAACGUGUUCGGGAGGAACAUCAACGAAAUCUUGCCUCUGCACUAGAACAGAAUGAACGGGCGGCGGUAUUACGGGUAGAUCAAGAUAUGAUAGAACAACAAGUAGAACGACUUUACUUGAAUGCACAAGAAGUACGUAAGGAAGUAAAAAAACGUAGAGAAGAUCAUAUCAAAGCUAAAGAAUGUCCUUUUCGUCCACAAUUAGCUCCUGGAACGGCUUAUGUAAUUGCACAUACUAACCGUGAAAAGGAUGUAGUAAAACGUUUAGCUUCUGUUCCUCGUAAUCGCCGAGCUUUUAAUCCUUCCAUUUUUGACGUGGAUGAAGAAGAAAAUGAAACUACAGAGAAAAAUAGUCAUGAACAACGGAGUGCCAAAGUUGUAACACCUAACGAAGCUACGGAAUUUUAUCAACGACAGAAACAAGCCUUAGAAAAGCGUGAGGCACAACUUCGGCAGCAAAAACAACAACAAGCAAUGGAAGAGCUCUGUGUCUGUACAUUUCGACCACGAACAAGUACUGAUGAGUAUCUUCAACGACGCCAAAAACAAACCUCUUCAGAAGGAGAACAACAUGUGGAGAAGUACGUAUCAGGAGUAACAGCAUACCUGCAACGACAAGCAGAGGCAAAACAACGACUGAAGGAAAAAGAAGAGAAGUAUAAUAACCUUGGACGUGGUUUGCCCUGCAACGGACCAAAACGUACCAUUAUUACGCCAUUUAAUUUAUCCAGUGGUCGUGGUGCACGAAGUUCAUCUCUGAGUCCUAGUCGCGGUGAUUCCAAACAUAGUGGUAUGGAGUAUCAUGAUGUUCCCCGUCAAUAUGUUGAUCCUUGCAGUAAGAACGAUCUGUUACUCGCCCUCCGGGGACGGCAGUCGGACAGUACCGUGAAAUCUUAUGUGUAG
Molecule: messenger RNA, 1944 nt
Organism: Trypanosoma theileri
Lineage: Eukaryota; Euglenozoa; Kinetoplastea; Trypanosomatida; Trypanosomatidae
Product: 200 kDa antigen p200
Exons: 1
Coding region: 1-1944 (647 amino acids)
Source: RefSeq, a predicted model, not a curated record